Messenger RNA from Capsaspora owczarzaki ATCC 30864, 4044 nucleotides. RefSeq lists its product as hypothetical. The record is from RefSeq and is a predicted model, not a curated record. The transcript has 4 exons. Lineage: Eukaryota; Filasterea; Ministeriida; Capsasporidae. Gene Ontology annotation, cellular component: cytoplasm. Gene Ontology annotation, biological process: regulation of GTPase activity; signal transduction. The coding region runs from base 19 to 3804 and encodes 1261 amino acids.
AUUUUUUUUUCUUUUAACAUGGAUCCGAACGAAGCGGUUGUCGUUGUUGCGUUGAGUGCUGGUGCUUCUGAUGCUGGUGUUCCAUCAACAGCGACAACAGAAGCAGCACUGGUCGACGACGGGAGCAGCAGCAGCAGCAGCAGCAACAGCAGCAGCAACAGCCACAAGAAGACGAAGGUGCCGCGGCUGGCCGUCAUUCGGAGCAGCAGCCCUCGAGGAGCUGCAGCAGCAUCCACCGCGCUGGCACACAGCCGGUCGCAGAGCCAGAACGACGUGGCAUUCGAUCGCGCGGUCGGCUCGGCGGUGGCGGCGGUGGCAGGAGACAACAGCGAAGACGACGACAGCCAGGAUCAUGAUCGCAGCAGCAGCAGCAGCAGCAGCAGCAGAGCGAACGGAGGCCGCCGGAAGAGCCAGGGCGAUGGUGGGUCGUCGUCCACAGACAAUGACGACGACGGCAGAGACGCCGACCACGACGAAGACGACGCCGACGCCGACGCCGACGCCGACCAGCAGCAGCAGCAGCAGCAGCAACAGCAGCAGCAGCGACACCGCGCGCGCGCAAUGCUGCACCAGUCAGUGCCCGAGCUGCGCGAGCCCACCGCAGCAGCAGCAGUAUCAUCACCAUCACCAUCACCAUCAUCAUCAUCAUCAUUAACAGUCGCCAGUCCUGCUGCUCCGGGAGGCUUGCUGCUGGCUGCGAACGGCGGGCGCAGACGAUCCGUCCAUGAGAAGCUCAGAGCGACCGUCAGCAACACGGCAAUCCACUCGUCUUCUUCUUCUUCUUCUGCUGCUGCUGCUGCUUCAUCGUCAUCGGCGCACGCGUCUCCAGUGGCAACGUCGGGUGCGCUGGCAGCAACAAGCCCGUCCGUGUUUGCGAGGCGGCGGCGUCGCUCGCAGACCAACAGCAACUCGAGCGGCGGCGGCUCGGACGCGCUGCCGACUCUGAGCCACUUGCUCUCAGACAUUAAGCAGCGCGGGGGUCUUGUCACCGACGCUCAGACCUCCCACGCGGCCGACCUCGACAUCUCGUCCCUCCAAGCAAGACUGCUCGAAGCCACUACCGCGUGCGAGGCAGAGCGCAUUGCUCGCAAGCAGGCAGAGACGCGAAACCAGCCGUUGCUCCAGCAGAACAAGGAGCUUCGCUCGCAGAUUGACCGCCUGCAACGCGAGAGCCUUGAGCUCAAGAUGGCCGUGCUGCACUACCAACAGAAACUUGCACGGAGCGACAGUCGCAUCCAAGAGCUCGAGUCUCGCGAGGAGGCAGCCGCGGCCAAUCGAGUGUUGCCGUCCACAGGGGACGCUGGGCUGGGCGUUGUCGACGCAGUCCCAGAAACCACACCCGCGUCAUCCACCGACACUUACAGUGCCGCCGACCCAAUUCCCACCACUGCACCAGAUGAACAAGAGGAGAGUCGUCCUCUCGGCGGAUUCUCGCGGAGUGUGGCUUCUAUUGCCCCUGGCGCACGUAACAGAGACGCCUCCCCGCGACGUGCUCACGGCGGUGGUGCUGCCAGUGGUGCAGCAGCUGGAGCUGGUGUUACAAGCGCCAAAUCUGAGCGCGCGCCGUUGGUCGUCGCAGAUGGCUCCGUUUCUGAGGUGAUUGUCCCCGUCGUCGCACCCGAGCCGUCAUUGAGCAGUCACAAGGCCGCCGUGUCAGAGAGUGAACCGGCAUCCCUGUCUUCCAGCCCAACAAUCGCUGUGACCCCACCUCCGACAGACACUACCGCAGCGACCACGGUAUCCACACCAAACCCGAACGCCUUGCUCAUCCAUGCUGGACAGGAUGUGGCAUUGGGCUACGAUUCCGAUUCAUCGCUUGCGUCUCCGAGCCCAAGCUUUGACUCGUCCGCCUCGUGGUCCAAGUCGACGUCCGCCUCGUCCAUGGCCAGUGUUGCCAAGGCUCGGCCCUAUUCCACCGCAAUUCCUCCACCCGAUCCGUCGCUGCUCGGGCGCAUUGGUCACUGCAUUCCCCAUCGAUUCCAUACUUAUACCUGCAUCAGCCCAAACAAGCGAUGCCGUCAGUACUGCGGGUACGUCUGUCAUAAUGAUUGCGAAAGGUUGGCGCCACCUUCGUGCGGUAUUCCGAAAGAGCUUCUUUUGGGUCAUUCCUCGCCGUUCGGUCUGAGCGACAGCGACACGCCUGGGUCACCAACAACACGAAGCGCGUCAAAUUCUUUGAAUCGCGGAUCGCUGGCGGUCGACGCUGGCUCUGUCUCGUCGUCCACCUCGACGCAGCCUGCAAGUACCACCACUUCCGUCACACGAAAGACGUUUGGCGCCAAUAUUCCUGGCGUUGUCAACCACACGACGGAAGCGCUCAAAGACAAUCCUAACGCCCCCAAAUUUGGUCCUGCACAUGCCAAAGAUCAUAAGGACAAGGAGCCGUCCUCUGGAUUUUUGCCGCUCAUGUUCCUGCGAGCCACCUCUGCUCGUUUGCCCCGGCGCAAAGACCAACCGGUCAUGUACAACAGCCUUGGCAAUCGCUCUCCGCUCUCUCAAGAGCAACCGGUCACGACGGCCGAUGUGUCGAGGCUGCUCGCUUCCAAAAUGGUCUUUGGCGGGACGGUCACCGGGUUGUGCAUGGCCGAGCAGCGCCCCGUUCCCUUCAUCAUUGAGGCUAGUGUGAACGCCAUCGAGAGCAAAGAUCUCGACGCCGAGGGUCUCUACCGUAUCUCGGGUGCAACUUCUGAAAUUGCUGCACUCAAGCUCAAAUUUUCCUACGGCCGUCCCAACCUCGACGAUGUUAACGUGCAUACCAUCACUGGUACACUGAAGGUGUUCUUCCGCGAGCUAUCAGAGCCGUUUAUUGCCCCCGAUUUGAUCCAGCGAUCGAUUGCUGUGGCUUCGGGCUAUCCCAAAGGAACACGACUUCCGGUUGAUGCGCUUGCAGAGAUCCUGAAGGACCUGCCUCGCGAAAUGUUCUGCUCGCUUCAAACGCUCAUGAUGCAUUUGCGGAGAGUGAGCGAACACGCGCAGUCGAACAAAAUGUCUGUCCGAAACCUCGCCACCGUCUUUGCCCCGACCCUUGUUCGCACGGGCACGGACAGUGCUUCGGAUUCACUCCAGUUUGUCAAGCAUGCCGGCCCUGGGCUUCAGUUGGUGGAGUCGCUCAUCUCAUUGUCGUCACAAGACUGGUUUGAGCUGGACGGCUUGUCUGUCGCCCGCCAGGUUUCGCUUUCUGGACUGGCGCUGAAGCGACUUUCUUCCACGGACGAGUCAUCUCAGUCUUCGAAAGAGAGCCCACGGCCCUCGUCUGAGGAAGUGACCCUCCGGCAAGAGUUGAAUUCGACUGGGGAAGUGCUACAGUUGCCGCAGAAUGCCGAGCCGCCGACACCCAAUGGCCGCCCCAAGUCUGCCAACGACCUCGACACGGCAACAGUCGUUCCCGAGGGUCUGGAGCAGACCCAACCGUUGAACAACUCUCAAGAGUUUAAAAACUUGAUGAAUGCGAGCGGGGUGGACAACGACGACCAAGCCAUGAUCCUGGCGGCGUCUGCAGUCUCACGCAACAACCGUCGCUCGCACUCUGUGCAACGCCAAUCCGCCUAUGAAGCAGCUCGCGCGCGCGGAUCCGUGGCAAGCGACUCCAUGUCGCCCCCAAUGUCGCCACUGCCCCCUGCCACCCCCACGUCGCCCAAUCGAGGCUAUCGACCAAGUGUAAUUCUCGAGUCUGAUGGAUUGGAGGACCAAGCAGGCUCCGACCUGCCCGAGCAAGAUGCGACUGGCGAGGAUCUGAGCGCUGCAUUUGUCCUUACGCCCGAGCACAUGCACAUGCUGGACAAUAUGCAGGAUAGUGAAGUGUAGCUGUGAAUUUUUUUUUUUUUUUUUGUCGUUCGAUUUCUGUCUUGUGUGUGUUGCGCCCAUUUUUUUUUUUUUUUUCGUUUCCCUCAUCCCUCCUUAUUUCUUGUUUUUUGUUUUUGUGAAAGUGUUUCGUUGAUGAUGUCUGCACUUUGUUGACUUCAGUUUGUGGCGCUUUGUGAUGUGUCCACCUUGUUCUCGCCUUUUGUGUCUUCUAUCGCGUGUGAUUUGUAGCAUUCAAUUUUG